AUGCACAUCCUGGUCGUUAACGACGAUGGUCCCCCAAGCACCAAGCUCUCACCAUACCUUCGCCCGCUAGUCAAAACCCUGGAAGCAAACGGCCACCAGGUCUCCGUAGCAAUCCCAGCAUCCUCACGUUCCUGGAUCGGCAAAGCCCACAUAAUCGAAGCCUCCCUAACAGCCAGCUACGUGCACCCAGACGCGUUCCGAGCCGACGGCAGCUGGGACGAGAGCUUCGAAUCCCCAGACCCUUCCAACGACUGGGUUGUGAUUCGCAAUGGCACACCGGCCAGCUGCGCACAGCUAGGUCUGUACAACCUAUUCAGCGAGCGUGCACCGGUCGACCUCGUCAUCUCGGGCCCGAACCACGGCCGCAAUGCCUCCACCAUCUACAAUCUGUCCUCGGGGACUGUAGGCGGUGCGCUGGAGGCGGUGUUCUGUGGUAAGCGCAGUAUUGCUAUCUCGUUUGGUAGCAAGGAUCCACAGCCCGAUGAUAUUAUCGCCGCUGCGGCGAGACUGGCUGUUAGAGUUGUGUGGCAUCUGUAUGAGAAUUGGGAUGAUCGGGUUGAGCUUUAUAAUAUCAAUAUUCCCAUGUGUCUUGAUGUUGAGGAGAGGCCUGUGCUUUAUACGCGCACGUUGCCAUAUUAUUGGUCGAGGGGGUGUUUGUAUGCUGAGAAGGGGGCGGGGAAGAAGGUUAAUGGUGUGAAUGGUGUGAAUGGUAUGAACGGUGUUUAUGUCAAUGGCGAGACCAAUGGCAUAAAUGGCGAAGCGAAUGGCACAAAUGGAACGAAUGGCAUUAACGGCACGGCUGUUAAUGGACAUGCAUCUGCGCCCCGACAGCGCCAGUUUAAGUGGUCCGCUGAUUUAUCGGACAUGAAGAAAAGGUUGCAGGAGAGUGAAGUGGGCACGGAUGCUCAUACCGUGCUUAAUGGGUCAACCAGUGUGACUGCGCUCCGAGCCAAUUUCUGGCAUGUCCCCGGUCUUGAAGGGCCGCUGAACAUUGAUUGUUGA
Penicillium vulpinum is the source of this 1002-nucleotide messenger RNA. RefSeq names its product 5'/3'-nucleotidase SurE. The transcript is spliced from 3 exons. Lineage: Eukaryota; Fungi; Ascomycota; Eurotiomycetes; Eurotiales; Aspergillaceae. Gene Ontology annotation, cellular component: P-body. Gene Ontology annotation, molecular function: hydrolase activity. The record is from RefSeq and is a predicted model, not a curated record. The coding region runs from base 1 to 1002 and encodes 333 amino acids.